UCCCCCGGGGCGGCAGGAGGGAACGGGUCGCCGGGCGCGCGCGGGCCUCUCCUCGGGCGAGGGGCCCACGGGGCAGCGGGUGCGCGGACCUCCCCUCGCGCGGGCGGGGGGUUCACGGGGCGUGCGGUGGAGCGCGAGGGUCGAUGCCCGCCCCCCCCCCCAGCCCCUGCCGUGUGCACCCCCGCGCCAGCCAGUGGAGGGCCGGUGCGGUGGGAGGCCCUCGCGGCCGGGGUGACCCCAGGGCCAGGAGGUGUCCCCGCGCCUCGGUGGAUGCCCAGUGAGCUGCGGGACAGGGCGCCCCACAACUUGGUAGGGAGGCCCCAGUCGAGUCCUGCUCAAACCCGCGGAGGAACGCCUGUUGGAAUGUUCGCACGUGGUGGCACAGAGAAUAGAUUUCUGGUCGUUUCCCCGGUGGUCCCAAGGGGACCCUGUAGACCCCGUGAGUGAGUGGGUUGGGGUUCAAAUCUCACGGUCUCCAGAAACGGGUACCGUUAUUAUCUCCGUGGGCAAUGAGGGAACUCAGGCUCAGAGACGUUUUCUUGCCCAAGGGCACCCCUCCGGUCUCGGUUACCUGAGUGGAAACGUAGGAAGCCUGACUUCAGACGCUCGUAUGAAACCGUCGGGGAGCAGACUUGGGAGUCAUUACUGUAAAAUUGGUGUUCUUAAUGCUGUGCCGGUGACCGUGAGGGUGUUGUCAUCACCGGGCGCUCAGUCAACUUUGCUAACGUUCACUCUGAACUUCGUGUCUGCCUUCCGCACGGUGCCCGGCAGAUGCCGGCAGUGGGUGGGCCAUCCAGGGCUGAAACCUGGUUCUGAUCCGGAGGAGCUCACAGUCCGGGGAGGCAGAAAGGGGCCAGGGUCACAGCUGUGCAUUUGUCAAGCGCCCAAGUCGGUAGAGACGGCCACCAGCCCUGGGAUCAGGAAGGUUGCCCACGUCACGCUAAGGGUGAGAAGAGGCUGAUUCUGUGAAGGAACGGCUAGAAAGGACACAGGCGUCCCCAGAGGGUGGCAUGACAGUAGCCAGGGGACUGGGACAUAUCUAAGAGGCGCCAGGGCCAAAUGUAAUUUCCACUGGUUGUGGGGAAGAAGGCGUUGGCGGUAACAACAUCGACAGCACUUUUAAGUGGUGCUGGCUGAAUGUAAUUGAACAGGGGGUCUCACCCGAGGCCCUUGGCGGUGAAGACAAGGUGAGACACAGGCACCACCUGGGCCUUGACAGCAGGGUUUGAACCGCACAGGUCCCCUUAUGUGCCUGUGGUUCCCCUGAGUACAGCACAGUGUUGUCAAUGUAUUUUCCUUUGGUUUUCUUAACAUUUUCUUUUCUCUAGCUGGCUUAAUUGUAAAAAUACAGUGCAUAGUACAUAUAACAUGCAAAUAUGCAUUAGUCGAGUGCCAUCGGUAAGGCUCCUGUCAACUGUAGUGUGUUACUAAGGUCUUUGGGAGUCAGCAGUUACGCUCAGAUUUUCAACAGCCUGGGGAGAGGGGCGGGUGCCCCUGACCUUGCAUUGUGCAGGGGUUCGCGGUAGUCGCCAGAAUGGAAAGUGGGGUCGAGAGAGGAUUUUUGUUGGUGUUUUCGUUUUGAAACUGAGACAGACUUAAGCUUGCUUGCUACAUCGAGGGAAGGGUCCGCAGAGAGGAAGGGGUGAGGGACUGGGGCGGAGAGCAGGAUUUCUGAGGCAGGCGGUAGGUUGUGAGGGAGAAAGGCAUGGGUUUGUGGAGGUGAAGGUCUCUGACAGAAGGCACAGCAGUCUAGCAAACAGGAUGCGGGCCAGUGGAGGAGAAAUGUGAGGAGGGCCCUGCAGGUUUGCAGACUUGCAGGGGCCAAGGAGCUGCCUAGCUCACCAGAGCUGUGGCUGUGCUAGUCCCCAGCCUAGGGCGGGAGGUGUGAGGGUCCCCAGCCUGGGGGGAGGGCCGCAGGGGAGGGCCCCAUCCUGGGGGGAGGGCCACUGGGGUCCCCAGCCUGGGAGGAGACUGUGGGCCCCCAGCCUGGGGCAGGAGGCGUGAGGGUCCCCCGCCUGGGAGGAGGCCAUUGGGAUCCCCAGUCUGGGAGGAGGGCUGUGGAGGUCCUCAAGCUUGCAGGGAGGCCUCAGGGGUCCCCAGCGUAUUUGGGGUCUGGUCUGCGUGCUGGAAGAGGGUUUUACAAAAGAGGCAACAUGUUCUACUUCUAGAUUUUUUCCAUUUUUUUUCCCCCAUAAAUCAAAACAUCUCAAAAUGGAGGCCUAACACCCUUAAAAGGGACUUAGUCUGAUUUCCGGGAGGUAGUUUUGUGCAUGAAGAAACAAAUUAAGUGUGAUCUGGAGUUUUUAUUAUCCCAAAGGAUGUUAAUUUUAAACAACACAGUCUAGUGGCAUGAGGUGUAACUAUAAAGUCAUGAUGAUCUCGUCUUUGAAUUUGACUGGUGGAUAUAAAGGGAAGUGAUUGUAGCCAGAACAGAACAGAAAGAAGGAACUUGUGUUUGGUACAGAUCUGAAAAUGAGCGACAGUUAUCUAGAACAAUAUUCACCCCUCUACUAAGUUAGAGAAGCACGCAGGUGAGGCCUCUGACAGGUCAAGAGACUUCCAUGGUGACAAAGAAAUGUCCAGAACAAGACUUUGCGGUGCCCCAAGUGUCGAGUAUGGCACACGAGCAUGGACGAUUGGUAAAGGAAUGAUCUGAGCACUUAUCUGAAUGUGCACGUGUUAAAAGUCUCAAGCUCAGCUUGUUUGAAUGGGCUGUUAUCUCUGAGAAGGAUGACGGUGAGAAUGAUGGCUGGAUGGUCCAUUUUGGGAAAAGAACAGACUUAUGCAGACACAGUGACUAGCCCCGGAAGGGUUUCUGCAGUAAUGUGUAAAAUUUUUGUCCACUGCUGACGUUAGAUACAAUAACUGAUCCCUGGAACGGAGCUGCGUUUCUCAUAUCACCUGGAAGUAAAGAGCCAAAGUCGCAGCGGAAACCCCAACACCUGUGGGACCCAGGAAACUAUGCGUAGAAAUCACUGCUAGAGAAGCCACGAAGACCCGUUUGCAGAUUGUUGUUCAUGUUACUGACGCAGAAACUUUUUCCUGAUAGCUGGUCGUAACUGAGAAACUCUGAACUUUCAGAAGGUCUCUGCUUGGCAAAAGGAGGGGAUUGUGACAACGUAAAUUUAUUAUUUUCUUGUUGCGAUGAAUUCUGGCUCAAGGUAUGCUGUCUUUGGGAUUUCUGACCAAAGCCACAUUUGUACGCUUCGAUUAUUCAUCUUAGUGUACAAACUCAGCCCUCUGACUUUUGACUGUUUUAAGAAACACAUCCAUCGUCAGAAUAGAUUUGGUAGUGUCUUUCAACCGCGUGAAGCUGAGCCUAAAAAGACCAGUUGAACAAACACAUUCUUCUCUGAGGAUUUAUUUGAAAUACAGUAUUCAGUUUGCUAAGUUCUCCUGGAAUCACUAGGACUAAGUAACCAAGCUGCUGACUAUGGGAAGUAAUUGUCGUUCAGGUAAUUUUGAAACAGGACUUAAGAUGCAUCAGCCAAUUCUGUUCCCACUUCAGCUCUUCAUUUGUCGGAAAAUUCUAGAUCGUUUUGUUUUUCCUAUUACAAAUAUUCUAGGAAGAAAAAUUACUUAAUUUGAGCACACUUUGGGAUAGAUUGUAUUCCAUCGCAUCUAAGAUGUCACUAAUUGGAAAACACACCAUUAUUUUAUAUAGUUCCAAGAAAUAAAAGCCCUGCUAAUUAAAAUACGGUAUUUGUUAGCUGAAAGAUACCUCUUGGUAACAGAGGUGUUAAAAAGAUACAUCCUACCAUCAGUGAAAUGACCCCCAUGUACUCGUUUCUUCUGUUCAGGCAGGUCUUAUGCUUUUCUUUUCUUCUGGCUACCAAAUUUCCUAAUUAAAAAAAAGCAAAAUAAACAUAGUUUGGAUUUUUUUUUCUGUGGAGCACGUACAGGGCAUAGGUUUCCUCCCCGAAAACAGGCUGGCGGUGUGAGCCCCACGCCUGGUCUCCAGGCCAGCCGGGCACCGUGAAGCCCCCCCGCCGAGGCGCUGUCCUGCCUGCAGGGGUGCCCGACGCCGAGCGGCAUCUUGGUGACCUGAAGCGCUCCCCACUGGUACGCAGGGUUUUGAUUUCCACGACGAGGUGCCGUGCGCCAUCGUGCUCGCGCUGUGUGUGUAAAGAUUAUGGAAAAGUGCAGUCGCACACACUCUCCCCCUACCGCGUGUCAGCGUCGAGCUUAGAAUCUCACCGUGCGGAAGCCCUGAAUACACAGAGGGAAAGAAGGACAAGAGACUUCCUGUUCUGGGUGUCCGCCUGGUGAUAAAGGUAACCACUGUCCAGAGCCAUGCACAAAGCUACCUCCCCAGAGAAAGGCUGGUCCCUUUGCCACCCCGUCCGUUUCGUGAUGAACAUCGGAGCAAACAGCACAUUGUCAUCAAAGCUGCUGAAAGGCGGCACCGUGUCGGGGCUGAAAUACGACCACUCGUGUGAGCUGUACCGAAUGUCCACGUUCUCGGCCUUCCCCGCCGGCGCCCCUGUCUCGGAGCGGAGCCUGGCCCGGGCCGGGUUCUGCUACACGGGCCGGAAGGACAGGGUCCGGUGCUUCUGCUGCGGCCUAACGCUGGACAACUGGAAGCAGGGGGACAGUCCCCUGGAGAAGCAUCGGAGGCUGUACCCCAGCUGCAGCUUCAUCCAGAGUCUAAAUCCGGUGAGCGCUUCGGGCGCCCCCUCUCAGCCCGCCUGUCCUUCCUCAGGGACGAGCUCCAGGCUCUUGCCGCCUCCCAGCGUGGAAAACGGGGGCUGCGCCGCCUUCCCGCAGAACCCUGUGACCUUCAGAGCAAACCAGGGUCUCUGUCCCCGGAGGACGAGUCCCCACCGCCGUGCGAUGGAGGCCGAGGAAGCCAGACUGCACUCUUUCCAGGGCUGGCCCUUGACCUUCCCGCUGCCGGAGCAGCUGGCCAGAGCUGGAUUUUACUACCUGGGCCCUGGGGACAAGGUGGCCUGCUUCGCCUGCGGCGGGAGACUGAGUAACUGGGAGCCGGACGACGACGCCCUGUCAGAGCACCUGAGACACUUCCCCUUCUGCCCGUUCGCAGAAAGCCGGCUUCAGGACGCCUUGCGGUGCGCCGUGUCCAACCGGAGCAUGCAGACGCACGCGGCCCGCUCCCGAAGCUUCUGCAGCUGGCCCCCCAGCGUGCCUGUUCUCCCCGAGCAGCUGGCCCUGGCUGGCUUCUACUACAUGGGGCACAGUGAUGACGUCAAAUGCUUUUGCUGCGACGGUGGACUGCGCUGCUGGGAAUCAGGAGACGACCCGUGGGUGGAGCACGCCAAGUGGUUUCCAAGGUGUGAGUAUUUGAUACGAAUCAAAGGACACGAGUUCAUCAGUCAGAUUCAAGCCAGUCACCCCUGUCUCCUUGAACAGUUGUUAUCUACUUCAGACAACACAGAAGAUGAAAAUGCUGAGUCACCAAUUGUUCAUUUUGGGCCUGGAGAAAGUUCCUCCGAAGAUGCCGUCAUGAUGAACACACCCGUGGUGAAAGCGGCCUUGGAGAUGGGCUUCAGUAGGAACCUGGUGAAGCAGACCGUUCAGAGCAGGAUCCUGACGAGCGGGGAGAAUUACAAAACAGUCAGUGAAAUUGUAUCAGAUUUACUUAAUGCAGAAGAUGAAAUCAGGGAAGAGGAGAAAGAAAGAGCCCCUGAGGAAAAAGAAUCAGAUGAUGUGUCAUUAAUCCGGAAGAACAGAAUGGCGCUCUUUCAACAUCUGACUUCCGUACUCCCCAUCCUGGAUGGUCUCCGAACUGCCAGAGUGAUUACUGAGCAAGAACACAGUGUUAUUACACAGAAAGCACAAACAUCUCUGCAAGCAAGAUUGCUGAUUGAUGCUGUGUUAGUGAAGGGAAGUUUUGCAGUCACCGUAUUUAAAAACUGUCUCCUAGAAAUGGACCCCGUGUUAUACGAGCGUUUCUUCGUGCAACAGGACCUAAAGUAUGUUCCCACAGAAGAUGUUUCAGGUUUGCCAGUGGAAGAGCAGCUGAGGAGGCUGCAGGAGGAAAGAACCUGCAAAGUGUGCCUGGACCGAGAAGUGUCCAUAGUGUUCAUUCCCUGCGGCCACCUGGUGGUGUGCCAAGACUGCGCCCCUCCCCUCAGAAAAUGCCCCAUUUGCAGGGGCCCAAUCAAGGGCACCGUCCGGACCUUUCUGUCGUGAAGAAGAUCCAAAACUGUUUCAACUUUGUAGCUAACGGAUUAAACGUAUUCUAUUUUUCACUUCUA
Molecule: messenger RNA, 6218 nt
Organism: Leopardus geoffroyi (Geoffroy's cat)
Lineage: Eukaryota; Metazoa; Chordata; Mammalia; Carnivora; Felidae
Product: baculoviral IAP repeat-containing protein 3-like
Exons: 9
Coding region: 4294-6153 (619 amino acids)
Biological process (GO): regulation of apoptotic process; regulation of cell cycle
Cellular component (GO): cytoplasm; spindle microtubule; nucleus
Source: RefSeq, a predicted model, not a curated record